Messenger RNA from Fukomys damarensis (Damara mole-rat), 3060 nucleotides. Its product is annotated as protoheme IX farnesyltransferase, mitochondrial. Lineage: Eukaryota; Metazoa; Chordata; Mammalia; Rodentia; Bathyergidae. Bases 107 to 1441 code for a protein of 444 amino acids. Gene Ontology annotation, cellular component: mitochondrial membrane; mitochondrion. The record is from RefSeq and is a predicted model, not a curated record. The transcript is spliced from 7 exons. Gene Ontology annotation, molecular function: protoheme IX farnesyltransferase activity. Gene Ontology annotation, biological process: heme biosynthetic process.
GAAGUCCCUCCUCCCACGGGGGGGCGGGCGAACAACAUGGCGGCGCCCAGCAGCCAGUGAGGAGUGGGGAUCCUGGGAUCCAGGGCAGCGGCUGGGCUCAUGCGUUAUGGCCGCAUUCCCGCAUUCUUUCUCCUCACGCCUCCUGACAGGUUGGGUAGGAGGAUGUGUCUGGUAUCUAGAAAGAAGAGCUUUACUGGAAUCCCCUCAUAAGUUUAUGCACCUUUUCAGAAAUGUCAAUAAGCAAUGGAUUACAUUUCAGCACUUUAACUUCCUCAAACGCAUGUAUGUCACACAAGUGAAUAGGAUCCUGAAUCAGCAAGUAAAACCAAAGCCAAAACCAGUGGCAUCUCCUUUCCUUGAAAAAACGUCUUCAGAUGAAGCCAAAGCAGAAAUAGAUGAGAUGAGACCUCUUUCACCCCUAAGCCCCUCUUUGUCCAUAAAGCCAGAUGAAAAGCAGCUGAUAGAACUAGAAUCUGCUUCCACAAUUGAAGGCUCGAUAGAUGUGGGCAAAGAGACAAAAGAGGAAAAGCAGUGGAAAGAGAUGAAGGUGCAUCUUGACGACUUGCCAGGCAUUUUGGCUCGACUAUCCAAAAUCAAACUCACAGCUCUGGUUGUAAGUACCACUUCAGCUGGAUUUGCGUUGGCUCCAGGUCCUUUUGACUGGCCGUGUUUCCUGCUUACUUCUCUUGGAACAGGCCUUGCAUCCUGUGCUGCCAAUUCUAUCAAUCAGUUUUUUGAGGUGCCAUUUGACUCAAACAUGAAUAGAACAAAAAACAGACCUCUGGUCCGUGGACAGAUCAGCCCAUUGCUGGCCGUGUCCUUUGCCACUUGCUGUGCAGUUCCGGGAGUCAUUCUCCUGACCUGGGGAGUGAAUCCACUCACAGGAGCCCUGGGACUCUUCAACAUUUUCCUAUACACUUGCUGUUACACACCACUGAAGAGGAUGAGCAUUGCCAACACUUGGGUCGGAGCUGUGGUCGGGGCCAUCCCACCUGUCAUGGGCUGGACAGCAGCCACUGGUGGCCUCGAUGCAGGAGGACUUCUUCUGGGAGGAAUCCUCUACUCCUGGCAGUUCCCACAUUUCAAUGCACUGAGCUGGGGCCUGCGUGAAGACUACUCCCGGGGUGGCUACUGCAUGAUGUCGGUGACUCACCCAGGCCUGUGUAGGCGUGUGGCAUUGCGCCACUGCCUGGCCCUGGUCGGACUGUGCGUGGCUGCCCCUGUGCUAGACGUCACCACGUGGGCCUUCCCCGUCGUCUCCCUCCCCAUCAACCUGUACAUUUCCUACCUCGGCUUCCGGUUCUACAAGGACGCCGACCGGAAGAGCUCCCGGAAACUGUUCUUCUGCAGCCUGUGGCACCUGCCUCUGCUCCUGCUGCUCAUGCUCACCUGUAAGCAGCGGCCAGGUGAGGAGGGGGACAAGGAAAAUGCUCAGAGCUGAUAAUAAGUGGGAACCUGGGGGAAGAGCUAAACAGAACACACAAUUCUUUUGUUGUUGGGUAAGAAUAUUUUUGUAAUUCUGGAGUGCAAGAAGGGAAAUCAUUGGCUUUAGUACAAGGUUGUAAAAUACUCUGGUGCUCAGUGUUCACUUAUAUAUGUGUGUGUGUGUGUGUGUGUGAGCAUAUAUAUAUAUAUAUAUAUAUGUAUAUGUAUAUGUAUAUGUAUAUAAUGUCCCUAAAUGCCCCCCAAAUAAGAAAUGAGUUGGCUUAGCCAGUUAAUACAAAGAAUAUUUUUCUCUUUGAUGAACUGUAUACACCUUGUAAGUAUACAUCACCAUCAUCCUCCAUUUUUCUUCUCCCUCGUGUAUAUCCUCUCCUUCUGGCCACACAUACACACACUCCCCACUCGGUGGCCAGAGUGGCUGUUGGUCAGACAAGUUCUACCAGACCUCUGUUCUGUGUCUCCGGGCCAGGCAGGGCCACCUCAGAGGAAAUGCACAUGGCAGUCACAGCACCCCUUUCCCUGCCAGUGAGCUGGGGCCCUGUUCCUGUCCUCUCCACCCCACCCCUGUUUUCAACUGCAUAUUACCACAGAAAAUAACACAACAAACAGGAUGGGCUACUGUACAGUUUGGAAGGAUGGAUUCCAAACAGUUACUCGGGAAAUCACAGAUUGCCCUGCUAACCCUUGUCCCCCACCACCACUCCCAUCAAAUAUCAGAAUUUUGGAAACUCCAAGCAGUCAAAAGUAUCUUUAUAGUUCACUUGGAAAUAACAGGCACCGUCUGAAGUAUUUCUUUCUGAAAGGGCAGCUCUUGCCUUAAUUCCAGAAAUCCCUGCAUCAUGGCUCCCAGACUAUACCUCUUCAGUCCCUACUGAGCCUCAUCAGCUCCUCUUUGCUGCUUGGCUUUCUCAAGGCCAUGUGAGAAGGGAAGCUGAAAAAAAAAAAAGGGGGAGCUGGGCUAGCAGCCCACAUAGCUUGCAUUCUUGUCCUUCAUAGAAACCACAUUUCCAUCUUGGUACCUCCUGAGUUCAGAAACUAGCCUCCACAUGUGCAGUGGCUUUGAGAGCCAGGCUUCCAGUGAGGAUGGCCCUACUUCUGGAGACUUGUGAGUUUUCCUAUAGCCAGAGGUGGCCUCAUGUAUCAAGACGCUGUCACCUGUGAGUUCCUCAUCCUUUGUGAACACCCCAAAGUCCAGAUAGAGUCCCAGCUGCUCAGAAUGUUUAGAUUCUGACUGGAUGUUUUAAUUACACAGGCUCCUGGGGCCCUGCUGCCCUUUAGAGAUUUGUUCAAGAGGUUUAAGCAACAUUUUAGCAGUCAUAUGACUGUUCUCUCAGAAAUAUGUAGGGUUAGGAAUGGAGCUUAGUGGUAGAGCACUUAGCCAGUAUUCGUGAGGCCAGGGUUCCAUCCCCACCACCACAAAAAAAGAAGACAACUAAAGCAAUUGCAUAUAGCAAUUGCACCCAGUCCUUCUGGAAUAUUACCCCUUGCUCACGUCCAGGUUGUUUGCUGUGGGAACAUGGCAUAGGAAUGUCUGGAAAGGGCACCUACAACUUGUUGUAGCCCUUAAAUUUGUAAAAUGUGUUGAUUCUCCCCCUUCUACAAUAAAACUGUAUCAGA